Molecule: messenger RNA, 1555 nt
Organism: Glycine soja
Lineage: Eukaryota; Viridiplantae; Streptophyta; Magnoliopsida; Fabales; Fabaceae
Product: syntaxin-31-like
Exons: 5
Coding region: 92-1099 (335 amino acids)
Biological process (GO): endoplasmic reticulum to Golgi vesicle-mediated transport; intracellular protein transport; vesicle fusion
Cellular component (GO): Golgi membrane; endomembrane system; SNARE complex
Molecular function (GO): SNARE binding; SNAP receptor activity
Source: RefSeq, a predicted model, not a curated record
AUCCCCCCGUUAGUUGAGGUGUCCACUGAAAUGGUGUCCUUCAUGAGACCUUGGAAUUGAAACGAACGUCGAAGGGACGUGUCUGACUCCGAUGGCUUCCUCAUACCGUGACCGUACGUCGGAGUUCCGAUUACUAUCGGAGACUAUGAAGAAGAUCGGAGGUCCGGUUCAACCCGAGAAUCCUCCUUCGACCUCUCGCGGCGGCGAGUCGUCGUAUUCGAGAUCCGAAUUCAACCGAAAGGCCUCGCGAAUCGGGUUGGGGAUCCACGAGACCUCGCAGAAGAUCGCGAGGCUCGCGCAGCUGGCGAGGAAAUCGUCCAUGUUCAACGAUCCCGCCGUGGAGAUUCAGGAGCUGACUGUUCUGAUCAAGAACGAGAUCACGACACUGAACUCGGCUCUCUCCGAUUUGCAAACCAUUCAGAACACGGAUAUGGCUGACGGCGGUUACUCGCAGGAUACGAUUGUGCAUUCCACCGCGGUUUGUGAUGACUUGAAGAGCAAACUCAUGGGAGCCACAAAACACCUUCAAGAUGUCUUAACUGCUAGGACAGAGAAUAUCAAGGCUCAUGAGAACAGGAAGCAGAUAUUUUCCAAGAAUGCAUCAAGAGAGAACCCUUUCCAGCAUCAGCCAAAGCCAGCUAAUGAGCCACCACCUUGGUCAAAUUCAUCGAAUGCAUCAGAGAGUUUGCAACAAGAAUCAGCAUUACCAUCAAAUGGAGCUCCUGUUGGCAAUCAACUAAGACGAAGGUUGGCUGUGGACAACACUCCAUCCCAGCAAAUGGAAAUGUCUAUGGUACAGCAGGUUGUGCCUCGGCAUGAAAACUAUGCUCAAAGUCGAGCAACUGCUCUGCACAAUGUGGAAUCUACUAUCACAGAACUAAGUGGGAUUUUCUCACAUUUGGCUACAAUGGUUGCCCAUCAAGGGGAGCUUGCUAUCAGGAUUGAUGACAAUAUGGAUGAGUCAUUGGCAAAUGUUGAAGGAGCUCACAGUUCUUUAUUGAGGCAUCUCAACCGAAUAUCAUCAAAUAGGUGGCUUCUAAUAAAGAUAUUUGCCAUUCUGAUACUUUUCCUCACGAUCUUCAUAUUCUUUGUCGCCUAAUAUACUUCCAUAUGCUAAUCAUGGAAGUUUCACUUCGUGGCUUACUUGGAUUUGUUUUCGUUCUUCUGUGGAGACAAAAACACAAGAGCAGGUAAAUGUGCGGAUGUAUUCUAUUUGAAUGUAGAUAGAGAGCUCCGUCAUCUGUAAACAUUUUACAAUAUUCCCAUAUUCUUAGUUUGGCAAUCAUUAUAGGUGUUAUUAAAAUUUCGUUGGUAUGUAAUCCCCAUAUUAAGCAAAUUGAGUAAGAAAUAUACGAGUGUUUGGUAAAUUGAUAUAGAUUCAUAAUAUUUUUGAAGUUUCCAAGAUGCAAAAUAGAGGGAGAAAGAAAUAUCUCGUUUCUAGAUACUGUAGUGGACAAGUUAUCAAAUUAAUGGUAGCAUACGAGAAUUCCUUUGUUCACUUACGUGAUAAUGUAAGCUUUUUGAUAUUGUAAUAUCAAAAUUGAUUUUUUUUUAA